Cryptosporidium muris RN66 is the source of this 681-nucleotide messenger RNA. RefSeq lists its product as uncharacterized. Lineage: Eukaryota; Apicomplexa; Conoidasida; Eucoccidiorida; Cryptosporidiidae. Gene Ontology annotation, cellular component: nucleus. Gene Ontology annotation, biological process: site-specific DNA replication termination at RTS1 barrier; mitotic DNA replication termination. The transcript has 3 exons. The record is from RefSeq and is a predicted model, not a curated record. The coding region runs from base 1 to 681 and encodes 226 amino acids.
AUGGGUGGUGAUGGUGGAAGUAUACCAAAACGAAGUGACAUAGUGAAAACAUCUGGAUACAGGUAUAGAAGGAAUCUCGGUGGCAUGGGAUAUUUACCUAAUACAACGGCUAGGAUAUACGAUGAAACUAUUCCAGAAUCAACUCAGCGUCAUAUAAAGUGGACUUCUUGUGCUCUUACUUUGGAGCCAUUGAAACAACCUAUAGUUGCAUGUAGGCUUGGUAACCUAUAUAACAAAGAAAGUUUGCUAAAGAGAUUAAUAAAAGGUCAAUUAUCAAGUGAAUUUUCACAUAUUAAGAGCAUCAGAGAUUUAGCUGAUAUAAAGUUUUUCUUAUCUCUAAACCUGUUGCUGAAGAAUAAAAUAAACAAACUAACAGGAUGUUUGAUCUGUCCAAUAACAUUAAGUGAUUUAGACAACUUUGUUAGAGCUAAGUUGUACUGGAAAUGUGGAUGUAUAAUAUCAGAAAAUGCUCUAAAGAUUCAAUCUGAUUCUGAAUUUGAAGCUCAAUGCAUGAACUGCAAUUCACAUUAUAUUCCGAAUACAGAUGAUAUAAUCAUGAUUCCAAAUUCAGAGGAACUUUCAGAUCUAAAAGAGAGACUUCGUGCUAUAAAUUCAAAGAAACGUAAGUUAAAUAGGAGUUCGGAAAGAGCACCAAGGAAACUGCUUAGUGAUCAUUUAUAA